AUGGCUGACACCACUGCCGGCGGUGGGAAGCACGUUUUUCAGGGCAACAGGGACGCAAAUGGCGUGAAGACCAACACCAUUGACCCACCGAUAGUGACGCGAUUUAUCAGACUCAUGGCAGUUACAUGGCGUUUUUGGGGGAUAGCGUUUCGUCUGGAACUUCUCGGCAACUUCGACUUUAAAGUCAUCCACAAUGCAGACGAUGCCAAGCUCAUCAGUGAUCCCGUAUUCAGUGAGUUCUAUAACCUCUGGGUCAGAGGUGACAUCGCCAUUUUCCACCGAAUACGAUCCAAAGACACUGACGGUAACGAAUCGUCUCCCCGGCCUGACGAAACGCCGAGUACAGACAGAAUCUACAACAAUGCGAUCAUGUUCACAGCCAAUGACGAUUCUUCUAACAACGGCAAUGUUUCAAUUGGCCAAUCACAUGGAACCACCUACGCUAAUGCCACAUUUGACCAAUCAGAAGAAACGAUGAGCAACGGCCCAUAUCCCUACGCCACAAUUGGUGAUGUCAUCACUGGCCAAUCAGAGGAAACUGACGACACCAUCUACACGUAUGUUCAAGACGAGUCCUACUCUCCUCGACCCACCAUGAAACCGCCGCUGUGCAUGAUCCUACUACUUCUUUUACAAGUCCGCUUCAUGAUGCUGGUUACAGCCACAGAUUGUCGCUCUGCACUUGGAGUGGAAUCAGGGGUCAUAACAGACGACCAGAUCUCGGCGUCAUCUUCAUGGAGUAGUCAAUAUCAACCCCGGGAAGCUCGUCUUAACAACCUAAACGCAUGGUCUCCCAACAGCGACUCUACUAGCGAGUGGUUACAGGUUGAUAUGCUUGAGAGAACGUCAAUAACGGGAAUUCAGACUCAGGGACAUAGGUACUUUGUCACGUCUCAUUUUGUCACGUCUCAUUAUGUGACAUCUUACAAACUUAUUUACUCUAAUGAUGGAAUCAACUGGAACAUCUUUCAGGAAAAUGGAUCAGACAAAGUUUUUCAAGGCAACAGGGACGCAAAUGGCGUGAAGACCAACACCAUUGACCCACCGAUAGUGACGCGGUUCAUCAGACUCAUGGCGGUUAGAUGGCAGGUGGCGAUAGCGUUUCGUCUGGAACUUCUCGGGUGUGAGCUAGAAUAUUGUCGCUCUGCUCUUGGAGUGGAAACAGGGGUCAUAACAGACGACCAGUUCUCGGCGUCAUCUUCAUUUAGUAGUCAAUAUCAACCCCGGGAAGCUCGUCUUAACAGCCUAAACGCAUGGUCUCCCAGCAGCGACUCUACUAGCGAUUGGUUACAGGUUGAUAUGCUUGAGAGGACGUCAAUAACAGGAAUUCAGACACAGGGACAUAGGUACUUUGGCAGGUCUUAUUAUGUGACAUCUUACAAACUUAUUUACUCUAAUGAUGGAAUCAACUGGAACAUCUUUCAGGAAAAUGGAUCAGACAAAAUCUUUGAAGGUAACAGUAACGGAGAUGGCGUGAAGACCAACUACAUUGACCCACCGAUAGUGACGCGGUUCAUCAGACUGAUGCCGGUUACAUGGGAGAGGGUAAUAGCGUUUCGUCUGGAACUACUCGGGUGUGAGCUAGAAUAUUGUCGUUCUGCUCUUGGAGUGGAAUCAGGGGCUAUAAGAAACAACCAGUUCUCGGCGUCAUCUUCAGUUAGUGAUAGUUGGCAACCAUGGGAAGCUCGUCUGAACAGCGGCAGAGCCUGGAUGCCAAGCAGCUUCUCUACUAGCGAGUGGUUACAGGUUGAUCUGCUCAAGAGGAUGUCAAUAACAGGAAUUCAGACUCAGGGACAAGCGUCCUUCCGCUUCUUGCAUCUUGUGACAUCUUACAAACUUUUGUACUCUGACGAUGGAACAGACCUCAACUGGAACACUUUUCAGGAAAAUGGAUCAGACAAAAUUUUUGAAGGUAACAUCGAUAUCAUGGACCCAGAUAUCGUGAAGACCAACUACAUUGAUCCACCGAUAGUGACGCGUUUCAUCAGACUGAUGCCGGUUACAUGGGGUAGGUGGUGGAUAGCGCUUCGUCUGGAACUUCUCGGGUGUGAGCUAGAAUCUAACACAACAUCAGCCGCACCCCCAACAACUGAAACGUUACCCACUACGUAUUUACUGAGUUCCACUAAGAAAACAACUACGUCAGCGGCCCCACAAAGGUCAACAUCGACAUCAAUAAGCUCUGGGCCAGAGGUGACAUCGCCGUCAUCUACCAAUACGAGUGACGGGUCAACUGACAAGCCAGCUGGAACUACAUCAGGUAAAGAGAUAGUAAAUCCAUAG
Branchiostoma belcheri (Belcher's lancelet) is the source of this 2283-nucleotide messenger RNA. RefSeq lists its product as uncharacterized. The record is from RefSeq and is a predicted model, not a curated record. The transcript is spliced from 14 exons. Lineage: Eukaryota; Metazoa; Chordata; Leptocardii; Amphioxiformes; Branchiostomatidae. The coding region runs from base 1 to 2283 and encodes 760 amino acids.